Pogonomyrmex barbatus (red harvester ant) is the source of this 1237-nucleotide messenger RNA. RefSeq names its product retinol dehydrogenase 11-like. The record is from RefSeq and is a predicted model, not a curated record. NCBI's taxonomy places the organism in Eukaryota, Metazoa, Arthropoda, Insecta, Hymenoptera, Formicidae.
CUUUUUUACAAGAAGACAUGCAAAUUGAUUCUCAUAUUUCUCGAAGUUGUUGCCACUUUUCCGCAACAUUGAUCGGUUCUUACUGCGCUUACUUCGUGAAUGGCUGUCGUCGCGAAGUUUUGACAGUUGUGUUGUGACAAAAGGUGUAAUGAGAAAGGAUCACAGUCUCAAUCUCGCAGUGAAAAGGAAGAAAGAUGUGGACUUAUCAUACAUUAUGUACUAGUAAGGCACGUUUGGAUGGCAAAACUGCUGUGAUAACAGGCGCAAAUACUGGAAUUGGCAAGGAAACUGCUAAAGAUUUUUAUAAAAGAGGUGCAAGAGUGAUCCUAGCUUGUCGAAAUAUGGAGAAAACACAAAUCGCUAUAGAAGAUAUAAAGUGUAAUUCAUUUUUAAGCGCUGAAGAUAAACAAUUAAAAUACAAAUUGGGCGAACUUGUGUUCUAUCCAUUGGAUCUCUGCAGCCUAAAAAGCGUAAAGGAAUGUGCUAGUAUGAUAUUGACAAGAGAACAAGCCAUCCAUAUAUUAGUAAAUAAUGCCGGUGUGAUGAUGUGCCCAUAUGAGAUAACAGAAGAUGGAUUCGAAAUACAGCUUCAAUCAAAUUAUCUUGGACAUUUUCUUCUGACAUUAUUAUUGUUGCCAAAAAUGCAACUGUCUGCUCCAGGUUGCAGAAUAGUCAACGUAUCAUCAGUUGGUUAUAUUUUUGGCAAGAUACAUUUUGAUGAUAUAAAUCUGAAAAAUUCAUAUAAUUAUUUCCGUCCUUGGAAAGCGUAUAUGCAAAGCAAAUUAGCAAACAUAAUGUUUACGAAGGAACUUGCACGUCGAUUGAAAGAGGCGAAAAUUAGUGGAAUAAACGUAUACUCUUUACAUCCUGGUGUCAUAAAAACCGAAUUAGGUCGGAACUUUAAUAGGACAAUAAUCCCAGGAGCCACAUUUUUUUUCAAAUAUAUUAUGCGACCAUUUAUUAAAAAUCCAAAAGAAGGGGCACAAACAACAAUAUAUUGUGCGGUUGAUGAAAAAGCAGCUGAUGAAACUGGCCUCUACUAUUCAGAAUGCCGUGUUACUACGCCGUAUAGGUUUGCAAGAGACGACCAAACAAUUAAAAAUUUAUGGGAUUACACUUGCCAACUUCUACAUUUGAAAUCUGAAGAAAAUUUUUCUACAUUUUUGGAAAAUGUAUCACAUCAAAUUAAUGGAUUAUCAAAUGGAUCUUCUUUGAAUAACAUAGAAUAGAAUUUAAA